Messenger RNA from Prorocentrum cordatum, 748 nucleotides. NCBI's taxonomy places the organism in Eukaryota, Dinophyceae, Prorocentrales, Prorocentraceae. The record is from the annotation of a GenBank genome assembly.
AUGGCAACGAAGCGUCGUGACGCCACUGUUGCAAAGCAGAAGGCGGCACAUUCCCAGCAGCAGGAGCUUUCAGUGGAGGAGCUCAAGUCCAUGGUGCAGUUGGCAGAGAGCGGCGACUCUGCCACAGCAGAGAAGUGCAAAGCGACGCUCGAGAAGAAGCCGACAGUUCCCGCUCGGACCAGGGCGAAUCAAGCUAUCUCGAAGGCCCAGCAGUUCACCAAGUACUUGGCUAUGAGCAAGAAAUGCGGCGAGGUGGACUACAAGGCUGCAGUGGCGGCGAUGGCUGCGGGCGCUGGCGUUGUGGAGCUGUGCUCGGCAAAACCGAAGCUGUCGCUGGCAAAGCUCAUGGACGGAGAGUUGGCGGAUCUUGACCUGGGCGACGAGGGCCUGUUCGGAUACGCAGAGUUCGAGGCCAUGCUCGACCACUUCAGAAGCAUGGCGACGCACUUCCUCGGCGAGGUCAGGACGAAGGGCGAAGCACUCCAGAAGGAGCACCAGGCGCUGCAGGAGCGGCUGGCAGCAAAGAAGAGGAAGACGGACGAUCAGCAGGCGGCGCACAGCGACGCCAAGGUGAAGACGGAGCAGAGCGCGGCGGCUGGUGCGGCUUCGAGGGCGCCAAGUGCCGGUGAAGCUGCGGUUGCUGCCGCCAAGGCUGCGGCCGGCGCAGGCGGGCAGGGCGCGGCGGCAGCGUCGGAGCUCAGGGCCAAGGCGCGCGCCGCGGUGGGCGCAGCGAAGGCCGCGGGCAAAG